This is a messenger RNA of Morus notabilis, 1457 nucleotides long. Its product is annotated as calcineurin B-like protein 10. The record is from RefSeq and is a predicted model, not a curated record. Bases 271 to 1017 code for a protein of 248 amino acids. Gene Ontology annotation, molecular function: calcium ion binding; kinase binding. NCBI's taxonomy places the organism in Eukaryota, Viridiplantae, Streptophyta, Magnoliopsida, Rosales, Moraceae. Gene Ontology annotation, biological process: calcium-mediated signaling. The transcript has 9 exons.
UAUAAUAAAACAAAAGGUGUCACCCUCGUCUUCACCUCCAAUCUCCAUAUUUCAUCGUCUUUCUUUCUCCCAAAACGAACCGGACCACCUCGAGAAAAAAGACAGGGUUGGGAAGCUUCUCGCUUUUAUGGACGGAGCUACAUGAGGGCAACUCCGUUCCUGCUCGCUUUCGACAAUUAUUAUCGUACGACCAAACGGUUAUUUUCGGAGAGAAUUAUUAAACACGGCCGUAGAAUUCUUUUGAGCUCUGAUGAGUUCUAGCCGCCGACUAUGGAUUUGACGGUAAACAGAUCGGGCUCUUUGACGUUUGGGGAACGGAUCUGCGUGGCGUUUGUACCGCUUAUAGCGGUGGUGGAGCUGUUGAUAUGGGCGGUUACCGAUUGCUUCGAUUUCCGAAGUCCCAUUCCGAAGAAUCGUCGCUACCAAUCCGGAGAUAUCGCUUGCCUCGCAGAUGAGACCCGAUUUUCUGUAAGCGAAGUGGAGGCAUUGUACGAGCUGUUCAAGAAGUUGAGUAGUUCAAUUUUUGACGACGGCUCAAUUCACAAGGAAGAGCUUCAAUUGGCGCUGUUCCAAACUCCACAUGGAGAAAAUCUUUUUCUGGACCGGGUUUUUGAUCUUUUUGAUGAAAAGAAAAAUGGUGUUAUUGAGUUCGAUGAGUUCGUCCAUUCACUCAGUGUCUUCCAUCCUUAUGCCCCUUUAGAAGAAAAAAUUGAUUUCGCAUUUCGGCUGUAUGAUCUGAGACAAACAGGAUUCAUCGAGCGAGAAGAAGUUAAGCAAAUGGUGAUUGCUAUAAUGAUGGAAUGUGACGUGAAAUUGUCGGAUGAUCUCCUUGAGGCUAUUAUUGAUAAGACAUUUGCUGACGCUGAUGCUGACAAAGACGGUCGAAUCAACAAAGAAGAAUGGAAGGCUUUUGCUGUUCAACAUCCAACCCUCUUGAAGAACAUGACACUUCCUUAUUUGAAGGACAUCACCACAGUAUUUCCAAGCUUCAUUUUUAACUCUCAGGUUGAGGAAUGAGAACUUUGGGGCUUUUCAGUCCUAGAGAACUGCUUUUUCGGCACUGUUUGUUGAAAUUUUUAUACUUUCGGACCGUUCAUAGCUGGAAAUGGAGAAAACAACGCUAUUAUUCAGUGCAAGGCUGAGCUGGGAAGGCUGCAUUUGAAAAUCUUUGCGUCAAAAGCCUUACCUUGCUAUCAAGUUUUGUAUAUGGUUCAGAUCGUUGUACAGUGUGCAUAGUUCUUGCUAUUGAUUGAUUAUGAAGUUGUUAAUGCUUUAGAUUCUGUUUUCGGUUAAACUCAAAAGAUGUUGCUGACUAGGUGAAAGUUUUGUCUAAACUGUAAAAAAUUAUUACAUGCAUUGGUUUUGGUAAACAGUGUUCGUUCCAACUCUCUCUUUCAUUAUACUGAUUAAACUGAUCACAAAUUUCAUGGACCAGUUAAUCAAUAUCAAACUUCUCA